Messenger RNA from Ceratitis capitata (Mediterranean fruit fly), 1991 nucleotides. It is a transcript of the gene Cyp6d4, whose product is annotated as probable cytochrome P450 6d4. The coding region runs from base 204 to 1745 and encodes 513 amino acids. NCBI's taxonomy places the organism in Eukaryota, Metazoa, Arthropoda, Insecta, Diptera, Tephritidae. Gene Ontology annotation, molecular function: iron ion binding; oxidoreductase activity, acting on paired donors, with incorporation or reduction of molecular oxygen; heme binding. The record is from RefSeq and is a predicted model, not a curated record. The transcript has 5 exons.
UGCCUCUCAGCAGUAUAGUAAGAUUGCCGAAAGCAGUCAGUUCGCUAAAGGUAAAUCAUAGAUUUGGACGUUGUACAUUUCUUACAAUUAUUUUAACUACGGCAUAAAGGCUGAUGUGGAAAUUAUAAAUACACAAAUAAAUACGUAUUAUUUAGUUCAAAGUAAAAAACGCGACACAUACGAGUAACUGUAACUUGGUGAGCAUGAUCGCGCUACUUCUUUUCUUAGUUCUCGGCACAACGCUCUACUGGCUGAUUAGGCACCAAUAUACUUAUUGGAAUCGUCGCAACUUUCCCAGCGACCCGGAUACGACUAUUCCUUGUGGUUGUUUGAAGUCCGUUGUUAAGCAUGAGAAAUCUAUGGGCGUGGCAAUAUAUGAUGCAUACUUAAAGAAAAAAUCGCCAUUUAUUGGGAUUUACCUGCUAUUCCGGCCUGCCGUCUUAAUACGUGAUCCCAAAUUGGCGCGACAAAUACUGAUACAAGAUUUUAGUAGCUUCCACGACCGCGGCGUGUAUGUGGAUGAGAAGCGAGAUCCAUUAUCAUGUAAUUUAUUCUCGCUACGCGGUCAAAGUUGGCGUUCGUUGCGUCAGAAACUGACACCUUCAUUCAGUUCAGGCAAAUUGAAGGCAAUGUUUCCUACUUCUGAUGAUAUUGGGAAUAAAAUGGUGGAGUAUCUUAAUAGAAUACUUCCGGAAGAGGGCGGUGCGGAAGUAGACAUAAAGGACAUAUUUGUGACUUAUGCUAUCGAUAUAAUUGGUUCUGUUAUAUUUGGCUUGGACAUCAAUAGUUAUGAAGAUCCUAAAAAUAAAUUUAGAUGUUUGGUACAUAAAGCACGCCGCAAUAACAUAAUUAAUGCCAAUAUUGGAAUGUUAAUCUUCUUGUGUCCAGCUUUAAUCAAGUUUAUGGUUCUUUUGGGUUUUAAAAAUAAUACAGCCAUUGGAUUACGUGAAAUAUUAAAAGAAACUAUAGAGUAUCGUGAGAAGCAUAACAUUGUUCGGAAGGAUAUGGUGCAGUUGAUGAUGCAAUUGAGGAAUACUGGAAAAAUCAAUGAGGAUGAUGACAAUUGGAAUGCAAAAGUAAACACAACCGUUGGCGAAGAGAAGGAAUUUACAUUAGAUCACAUAGCGGCGCAGGGCUUUAUUUUCUACAUAGCCGGUCAGGAGACUACAAGCUCGGCAGCUGCUUUCACAAUAUUCGAAUUAGCUCAGUAUCCAGAUUUGCUUGCACUAGCACAGAACGAAGUAAGUGAAGUAUUGAAACGCCAUAAUGGUCAGCUGAAUUAUGAUUGUUUACAAGAAAUGACGUUCUUGGACCUAUGUUUGCAAGAAACCAAUCGAAAAUAUCCAUUUCCCUUUUUAAGCCGUGAAUGCACACAAGAUUACACCUUACCCGGCACAAAGCAUGUUAUCGAAAAAGGUACACCUAUUGUUAUACCAUUGCUGGGUAUACAUCGCGAUGCCGAGCACUUUCCGAAUCCCAUGACUUACGAUCCGGAUCGCUUUUCGCCCGCUAAUGCCAAUUAUAGUGAUCACGCCUAUAUGCCCUUCGGUGCCGGGCCACGUCAAUGUAUUGCUCUUCGAAUGGGUAAAAUAAACUCGAAACUGGGUCUUGUUAAGAUACUACAGAACUUCAAUGUGGAAAUCAUGAGUAAACGUGAAAUUAUCAUCGAUAAUCAUUCAGUCGGUAUUCAGCCGAAGGGUGGCGUCAAAAUACGUAUUUCGAAAAAGCCUAAAUCGACAAAUUAAGAAAAUGCGCGGCGAUGUUUUGCAAAAUUAUGGAAACUUUCUCAGGAAAUUUAAGUAAAUUUUUGUGCGCAUUUUGAUGUACAUAUGUAUGUUCGUAUAUUUUAGGCGUUGUAACGCCAUUUGCAAUUGUUUAUAUUUAGUAUUUUAUUUAUUUAACGUCUUAAUUGUUCCCUUUGAAAAUUUUUAUAUUGUAUGUAUUUAAUAACUUUGUCUAAUAAAUUGAAAGAAUCAGUGUUUUUACGGUUA